Cladophialophora carrionii CBS 160.54 is the source of this 477-nucleotide messenger RNA. Its product is annotated as ribosomal protein S12. Gene Ontology annotation, molecular function: structural constituent of ribosome. The transcript has a single exon. NCBI's taxonomy places the organism in Eukaryota, Fungi, Ascomycota, Eurotiomycetes, Chaetothyriales, Herpotrichiellaceae. Gene Ontology annotation, cellular component: small ribosomal subunit; ribosome. Gene Ontology annotation, biological process: translation. The annotation marks the transcript as partial. The record is from RefSeq and is a predicted model, not a curated record.
AUGCCACCGAUACCAUCCGCCUCGGCGCUACACGCCCUCCGCGCACUCUCACGCCUCACCAUCUCGACAUCGAAAUCACAACCCGCGAUCCUCUCAAAGCACCACCUUCCCUCACCGGCGACUCGCUCAUUCUCCUCCACCUCCCCCCUCUCGGUAACCCUCAACCAACUCCGCACGCGCACGAAUGGCCGCCACGCGAAGAAAGCUCGACACGCCGUGUCUCCCGCUCUCAGCGCUGCAAACCGACCGGCCAUGAAAGGCGUGUGCCUCAAAGUGGGCAUCACGAAGCCCAAGAAACCCAACUCCGGACAGAGGAAAACAGCAAAGGUCCGAUUGAGUUCAGGAAGGGUGGUCAGCGCGUAUAUCCCCGGGGAGGGGCAUAAUGUACAGCAGCAUAGUGUCGUGCUUGUCAGGGGCGGGAGAAGUCAAGAUUGUCCCGGUGUGAGGUAUCAUUUGGUCAGGGGGGCUUUUGACCUG